This is a messenger RNA of Myripristis murdjan (pinecone soldierfish), 1766 nucleotides long. RefSeq names its product kelch-like protein 23. The record is from RefSeq and is a predicted model, not a curated record. Lineage: Eukaryota; Metazoa; Chordata; Actinopteri; Holocentriformes; Holocentridae. The transcript is spliced from 3 exons. Gene Ontology annotation, molecular function: protein binding. Bases 1 to 1704 code for a protein of 567 amino acids.
AUGGCCUGCAGAGCAGAGAAGGAACUGGAAACUCAGAGCUUUACAGUCACAGCUCCCUCUCAGCAGAUAAACAAACUGGAGGAAGAUGAGUGUGAUUUACUUAAAAAAGAGCCUGAAUCUGAGCCUGAUGGCAUUCCUGAUGCCAUGCUACAAGUAGAGGGAGAGAGGUUUUAUGUCAAUCGUCACCGACUGGCUGUCCAAAGUCCUUACUUCAGAGCUCUGUUCUUUGGCUGUGGCAUAGAGAGCAGCAAAAGGCAGGUUGAGAUCAAAGGAGUCGAUCUGGAGCCCUUCCGGCUCUUGAUGGAGUACAGCCAGACAUCCAUCCUCCCCCUGGACAGGGAAAACGUUCUGGGAAUCCUUGAGAUGGCAGAUUUCCUCCAACUGGAGCGAGCCAGGCUGCUGUGCUGUAAAUUCCUGGAACGGGAGCUCCACCUCAGCAACUGCUUGGGGAUGAUGGCCUAUGCUUGGCAGCGGGGAUGCACACAACUCUACAUGGCAGCCAGACAGGUGGUGCUAACACACUUCCCUGCUGUCGCCUCUGAGGAAGACUUCCUGUCCCUGUCCAAGGAGAGCAUGGCAGACCUUCUCGCCAGCGAUGACCUGUGCAUCCUCAAAGACGACCUGGCCCUGGAGGUCACACUGCGCUGGACAACUUUUGACCGUCAACGAGAGGAGCACUUCCUGGAGCUAAUUGAGUUGGUGAGGCCAGAGUGCCUCUCUUUGUCCUAUGUCACUGAACUUUUAACCAGAAUCAAAGGGUCUGACCCAAAGGCCAAGCUCAUCUGUAUGUUGAACGAACAUUUCCCAGCAUCUUGGUCUAUGGGCAGGUCAUUGCGUAGGACCAGGGUUCGAGAGACUCUGUUUGUCCUGGGUGGGCCUCAUGAUCAGGAGAAACAGGCCCUCUACCAGUUUCACCCCCUCAGUGGGAGAUGGCAGAGCUGCGCCACUCUGCAGAGGAAGAACCUCACACAGUACUCUGUGGCUGCAGUAGGAGACAAUGUGGUGGUGACAGGCGGCUACUUCCGAGAUGUGCUGUGGUUCAGCGUGGACUGGGUCAGGAUGUACGAGUGUGGGAGCCAGCGCUGGUUUGAUGGGCCGGCCCUUCAGAAGUCCAGGCACAGCCACUGCUCCGUGGGCCUGGACUCAGUGCUGUACGUCCUGGGGGGCAGCAUGGACGAGGGGCUCGUGGCUGAUGUAGAGAGGCUUGUCCUGGGAUCAGAGGGCUGGGAAACCAUCAGCCCAAUGGUGAGGGCCGUGGAGCGGGCAGCCACUGCUACUCUACGAUCACGUAUUUAUGUGGCUUGUGGACUGGAUGAAAAUGGGGAGGUGUACAGUGGAAUUCAGAGGUACGUGGUGGACGCUGAUCAGUGGGACGUGGUCUCUUAUUCUCCAUUUCCACGAUAUGACCUUGUGGCCACAGAGCUCAACGGUGCCCUCUACCUGUUUGGAGGCCAAGCGCUGCGUCUGGACGUGGAGACAGACGAGUGGACCGUGUUAGAGGAGGAGUUCCUGGACAGAAAGUUUUUCUGUGGCUGCACGACGGUCAAUGGACAGAUAUACCUGGUCAGUGAGAAGAAGAUCAACAAGGCAUUCCCCAACAUGGCGCUGCUUGACCCUUACAUAGACACUUGCAUUGAAGUGGAAGAUGCCAUACCCUGCCCCGUGCCUGUAAGAGGGUGUGUCACAAUGCGAAUGGUCACAUGAUGUGGCUGAUGUGACUGAGUGAGGUGAAACGACAGUCAGCCUACUGUAAAUGUAUACCUGUG